AGAUAAAAGAGUUGAUAACUGGACCCUCAGAUACAUGUAGUUAGAUGUCAUAAUGGUCUCAGUUUCUAGACUUUCUUGGACACUGGUUUUACUUAAUGGUUAAGCUGAUAGUUUAUUUACAGCAGUUAAUGUUUUGGGAGAGAGAUUUAUGACAUAAAACAGGAUUUUUAUGUAACAUGACUUUUGCAUUACAAUAGUCUGGGUUAUAUUUAUUUCAAGAGACAUAAUCUGACGUAAUUCACAGUACCGAAAUGCAAAACUGAUAAUUGAAAAGUAGCGGACAAGCAUUCAACAACUAGCUGCACAUAAAAGACUUCAAAAAACCCAGUUUCUAUAAUUUUAAAACUAGUAAGAAAAUAAAUCUGAGGCUAAAAUGUAGGUCAUGAGUUUGGAUGGCUAUCUAGAAAGAUCUUCCUAGAGGGAUCCUAAUAGAAGCAUGCAUGCUGUAUUCAUUCCUUUAAUCUGAGGUAGUGUACUGCAAGGUGUAUGUUACUAAUGCUGGCCGUGCUUGCAAGGAAUGAGCAAGGUACCAAACCACAGAAUCUGAAGCACCUUUGGACAAUAGUUGGUAACCUAAAGCUGUUAGCUCUGCCUUAUGGCCCAGCAUAAGGUACCAGCCCACCCUGGGGAAUGAGACAGCACAAGGAGGCUCAGCAUUCUGCCAACUCCUUUCUUGCUUGCCCAGCCUCCUGAGGGGCAGUGCCUGUCUCUGGUAGUUUAAAAUGUUGAGUGUUGCUGCCUGUGCCAGGGUGAUGGUCAGCACACAGAAGCUGGUGACAAAAGACAGGAUUCCUGACAUCCAUAUGGGAUGGUAGAAAGGCGCACCUCCUGCAGCUGAGAAAGAUAAUGGCCAUAGCAGGUUGGACUUCAUCCCAGAUGUGCUUGCGGUGCUGAAAAGAAAGUUGUGAAGAGUUCCCAAAAGGUAACAGCUGUGGCUAUGUUGAAUCCCAGCACUAUGUGCCAAAGAAACUGUGCAUAGCUGUGUUGUGCAGGACAUCCUGUCUGACCACAAUCCAGAUCACUGUCUUAGGGCCGUGUCUUGCUGGAUCUGUACCAAAAUUGGGAUGGCAGCCAAGUGGUAGGUGUACCUGUAAGUGUUGUCUUUCCAUUGCUGUGAAAUCACAAGUCUUCAGAAAGGACAUGAUGUGGGAAAACGGCUGCUGUGUAAGUGCUGUCUGUAAUUAAGGUGCAUUGUUGUAGGUAUGUAGCAGCUGUGGUGUAGCUAGGCUUGAGGCUUUUACAUUUAGGUGUAUUAGUUUACAUCUAUAUUAUAGAAUGUAGUGGAAGUCAAUUCCCCCGUGGUUCUACCUUUUUUCUUGAAGGGUGUGUAUGCUGUAGUUGCUAUAGUAAAGGACAUGCUAAGGUCACCACAGGCAGUAUUUCUGUACUUACUAAUUUCAGACUCUUAAGUCUUUCCAGAUAUUCUCUUGGGCUGAAAUAGCCUGUUUCUGAUGUCCACUCACAAAUUAUCCUGUAAUAAAAACAGCAAAAAAGCAAAAGCCAACCUUUUGAAAUUUUAAAACAUAUUUUGCCACGUGGGGUCUACACAAAUGAUCCUCUCGCUCAGCAUCUGUGACGAGGAUUGUGAAGCUGAACUGGGGGCUGUCCUUGCUAUGUCUGCUCAGAAGGAGAAGUUCCCAUUGAUUUGAAACGAAGAUCACUAAAGGCUGGGAGCGUGUUUGUGGGAAGGCUAAUUUACCGGUUCCUUCUCGCAAGAGCCUCUCCUGGCUCAAAGCGCAGCAUGGGCUGUCUGGAGGCGCCCGGGCAGCGCCCGGCGAUGCGCCGCGGCCGCAGGUGCGGUUUCCCGGGGAGCGGGCCCGGCCCGGCGGCGGCAGUUGGACCCUCGGGGCGGUUCCGCCCGGGCCGGGCCCGUCCAGCGGCCGCGAUGGGGGCGCUGCCGGGGCUCCUGCUGCUGCUGCUGGGCGUGGCGGGGUGCCCCGGGGCCCGGGGGGCCCGGCCCGCGGGGCCGCGCGCCGCCUGGGUGACGGUGCCGCGGCAGCUGAGCCCCCGGGCCCGCGGCGACGCCCCGGCCCUCUCCUACUGGCUGAACGUGGCGGGGCGGCCGCGGGUGCUGCGCCUGCAGCCCAGGAGGGGCCUGGUCUCCCGCCCCUUCACCCUGGUCACCUACGGCCGGGACGGGACCCGCCUGGAGGAGCACCCCUACCUGCGGGACAACUGCUUCUACCAGGGCGACGUGCUGGGCAGCCCCGGCUCCCUGGUGGCCCUCAGCACCUGCGGCAGGGGCCUCCAAGGCGUGCUCUGGGUGGGGGACGAUACCUACGAGAUCGAGCCCGUCCCCAAUGACCCGGCCUUUCGGCACAUCCUCUACCGCAUGGAGGAGACCGACAGCCCCGAGGGACCCAGCUGCGGACUGACGCCGGAGGUGCUGCAGCAACAGAAGGCUGUGCUGCCGUGGUUCAAGGCUGCCAAGGCAGAGGAGGAGGACGAAGGGCUGGAGUACUGGUGGACGCACAUCAGGUAUGUGAAGAUGGUAGUGGUCGUGGACAACGUGCGGUUCGUGAAGUCGGGCAGGAGCAAAUCCCAAGUCUUGAAGCACGUCAUGCAGAUCAUCAAUGCUGGGGACACUGUGUACAAACAGCUUUCUGUCCGGCUGUUUCUUAUAGGACUAGAGAUCUGGACUGAAAGGAACCUUAUAAAUGUUACUAACUCUAUUCCCCAGGUACUUAGUGACUUUAACAAGUGGAGAAAGACAAACCUGUACCCUCGUCUGAAGCACGAUGUUGCUCACUUAUUUGCAUUUCAGUGGUUUGGAAGCCCCCUGGGACUGGCAUUUAUAGGGACGGUGUGUGAUUUCCACUGGUCAUCGGCUGUUAUUUCCUUCACUGAGAGAAAGUUGUCCGGAGUUUUUGUCACAUUUGUCCAUGAGCUGGGCCAUAAUCUUGGGAUGUCCCAUGAUAAACCAGGAUGUAAAUGCAAACGCAAGACAUGCAUUAUGUAUGAAAACAAUUCUGAAACUGAUGUGUUCAGUGAGUGCAGUUACAAGGAUUACUUUGACUUGCUUGUAAAUGGCGCUCCGUGCCUUCGACAGCCACCGGCACCUGGCUCUUUCUACACGGACAAACGUGAAUACUGUGGGAAUAAGAUAGUAGAAAGUGGAGAGCAAUGUGACUGUGGUUCAGCAGCAAACUGCAGAAGGGAUCCUUGUUGCCGCGCAAACUGUACAUUUACUGCAGGUUCGGUCUGUGCGUCUGGAGAAUGCUGCAAGAGCUGUCAGGUCCUUCCAGCAGGAACGGUCUGCAGAGCAAGUACUGGCAGCUGUGACCUGCCAGAGUAUUGCGAUGGGAUUUCCCCUCAGUGCCCACUGGAUGUGUACCUACAAGACGGAACCCCUUGCGAAGAUGGGAUCUAUUGCUAUCAAGGAAAAUGUUCUUCCCACAGGAAACAGUGCCAGGAUCUCUUUGGCAAACAAGCCAAGGUUGCCCCUUUAGAUUGCUUCAAAGCAGUGAAUACUCAAGGUGACCGGUUUGGGAAUUGUGGUAUUCAUGAAAAUGGCUAUAUGACAAAAUGCAGUACUAAGAAUGUCUUGUGUGGUAGGAUUCAGUGUGAAAACAUACGCAAAAUACCUUUCUUGGAGAACCAUGUAACGCUAGUCCAAACUCCUGUUCAAGAUACAGAUUGUUGGGGUCUUGACUAUCACGUAGGGAUACCGAGAGCAGAUGUGGGAGCUGUGGAAGAUGGCACGCCAUGCGGUAGUGAUAUGCUUUGUAUCAACAGGACGUGUAGGAGUGUAUCAGAGCUGAAGUACGACUGCAACAAGACAAAAUGUCACGACAGAGGAGUGUGUAACAAUCGUAAGAACUGUCACUGUGAGUAUGGCUGGGCUCCUCCAUAUUGUGAAUUUAGAGGAUUUGGAGGUAGCAUUGACAGUGGACCCCCUCCAGCCACCAAGACUUGUCAGAGAGCAAAAGUAAGACUAACACUGUUCUGGUUUUUUUCUUUGUGUAUUGUUGGAGUAGCCCUUUCCAUCCGUUAUAGACAAGAAAUAAAGGGAUGGUUUACAAACUUCAAGGCCAAAUCCCAAAGAACACUGCAGUUGUUUCAAAGAGUGAAAAAAUUAGAAGUUCCCAAAGAAAAGAGUCAGUCAAAAUCCAAUAAAGAUCAAAAAGCAGUGGCUUUGGAUGCUCUUAAGGAAACCUCCCUUUAGCAGAGCCAUCUGAUAACUCAUUAAAAUAAUUCAACAGGUUCUGAACAGCUCUAAUCUCAUGUGAUAUCAUUAAAUGCAGAGUAAAUGUAACCUCUGUCUAUUUUCUUUUAAGUUAUUAAAUGCUGGCAGUAAGGCAUGUUGGGCUUUGUACCCUGAGCUCUUAAAAUGAUGUAAUUAAGUAAACUGCAGGUAUUGUGUUUAUGCUUCAUAUCUACAGUUUAAAAAUGCAAACUUCUUAAAACAGGUCUAGAUAAAUUACUUGCUUCAAUUUCCUCCUUCACCUAAUGUUUUCUUCAAUUCAUUGAAAGAGAUUUUGUGAACAUCUUCUGUCAUUCAUUAACAACCAAAGAGAAAAAUGGCACUUGCAGUGUCCACUGAGUUCCUUCCAGACAAACCGUUCUGUGUCUCUGAUUUAAUUCUCAUCUGUGACACACAAACAGGCAAGGAGCAGGUAUUGCAGUGAGCUGCAGGUGUCUGUUUCACUAGUGCUUCCAGUGCUUACAGGGAGCAACCCUUCAGGAUGGAGGUAGACCAUAGGGAACAGGCUCUUCCUUCUGUCAUAGAGAAGGAUUAUCCAGAUCACAAUCCCUAAGCAUUGCAUUUCUGAACUGUAAUAUAUAUGUCAACAGUCUAGUGACACCAAAUCUGGCACUUCACAAGAACACAUAGUUUUUAUUUCCUGGAAAUUUUCCAGUGUCUUGUCUGCUGGCUGCUUCUGAGAAGUGCUGUGUAUUUUAUUGUCAUGAAAAUGGAGGAGUCUGUGUGGUUCCCCAAAUUAACUGCAUUUCUAAAGUAUUUGGAACCAUUCUGCCAGUCUCCCCUACCUAGAAUUCCUGCAGUAUUUGAUAGAUGCUUUAUCUGACUGUCUCAGGGGGUUUCUCUUGGCUUGCUCUUUCUUCUUGGCUUUCUUCAGCUAUAACUGAACGUGUCCUUGCAGCUCUAUAGAGUGCCACACAGAAGUAUAGUAAUUUUAAUUUUUUUAACAAAGCAAAAAUAUGUCUAACUUCUGAAAAAUAUUAGGGACAUGGAAAUACCACUCAAUAAGUUUUAUUAUUAUUAUUUAUAUUAUAGCAGUAACUAGGCCAUUCUAUCAGAUCAGCAUUAAGAGGACUGUAGUCUAGAUCACGGUGAAAACUUUUUUUACAAGCUGUUUCAGGAUAAAGGGCUAUAUUGCACUUGUCUGCUAACAAAAGAAUUACUUGCAUUUAGAAAGCAGAAAGCACACUUUUAGCAAACAUUCUGUAAAGGCAGGGUAAGUACCCCAACACCAGGGAACAUUUGGAAAGAAAGAUGUUAGUGACUACAAAUUAUGAUGGUCAACUACUGCUGCCUCCGAAAUAUAUAAUUUAUGUUUUUAGAAUAUGCAUUUUCCUGUAAUUUUUAAUGUGUAUUUUUUUGUGUCCUGUAUCCAAAAAGGGCCAAUUGCAUUUUGAUGGAAUGUGAAUUACAAAGCAUGUGAUUCACAGUUGUUCAUAGCUUUUUGUCUAGAGCAAACAGGUCCUUAAAUAGUUAUCUAUCUAUACUGUCUGCAGAAAUGAGGUAACACAUUGUUUGUUUAGGCUGUGCUUAUUGUCAUGAUAGAACAUGGGUGGUUUUGAUUAGAUGAUAAAAAUUUAUUCCUGCAUUUUUGUCAAUAGGCAAGAGAACUACCCCUUGACUAACACCACAGAUUUAUUCCUCAUAACCAGAGACUUCUUCGGGUGGGUGGGGAGAGUGGGAAGGGUGUCCUCUGAGGAAUAACAAUUACAAUUCAGGUGUUGCAAACAAGGGAUAGGAGACAGAAAAGGGAGAUGUGGAUUAGUUGAAAGAUGGAGAUAAAAGGUAACACAGGCACUACACCCAGCACUUUCCAACUAUCUGUGCACAACUAGUACCUACUAAGACAUUUUUUUAAUUUUGCUUUUUAAAUACAAAAAGAGUGGCAGAAGUUUCAGGUUGCCACCUUGAUGGCCUGCCACUGUUGAUUAAUAGUGUAGUAUAAAUUGCGAAGUAUAGAUCUGUGCUGAGACAGAGAAGCAGCAGAGUCAGGGAGUUCUUGUUUACAGACCUGCGUGCUGAAGAGACAGGUGUAAAUGAAAGCACAAUUUAGGCUAGAAAGCUCACUUGCAAAUGCAGUUUUGGGAAAGAUAAAGUAAUAAAAUGCCGUAGUAUCUGUUUUUCUCUAUGUGUAAAGAUUGAUCUGAAAAACCAGGAUUUAACUGGGAGGAGGCUUUCAGUGAGCUUUGGAUAGGAGUAUUUCUGUAUACUUUUCUCCCAUUUCUUCUUGGGCCACAUAAGCAAGACAAACAUGUAUCUCAAGAAAUCUAGUCUAUGUUUUAUAAAAAUGUGAGCUCCCUUUCUGAGGUUUUCUCUUUGAAAAUAUUAUCGUUUCUGAUUUCAACACAGCAAUGAAAAACUUGAUGUUUUUGGUAUUUUGUUAGAAAUGUCCCCCUACUGUGAAGGUGCUAUGAAGGUGCAAGUCCAAGUUCAGUCCUAAUCUUUCUGGUUUCCUUUUUUUUCCCCACCUGGUUCUAACUGCAUUUUAAAAUGCUUUAGAUGGAUGAGAGAACUUGGUUAAUAUGUAAGUCACUUGUACAUGAAGAGGCAAUUUGCAAAUAUUGCAGCACCAUCUCCCAAGAGAUGUGGGUCACUGUAGUACAUGAAAUGGUGCUGGAGGAAAUAAGAAGACACAACCUGGACUAGUGAAACCCCAUCACACAGGGGGUUGGAACUAAAUAAUCUUAAAGGUCCCCUCCAAACCAGACCAUUCUCUGAUUCUAUGAAAUGGUCUGUGCCAGUGCAGUAAGAGUAUUAAGUCUUAGGUAGGCGUUAAUAUGUGGCAGACAGUCGUGAUAGCUGAAGCCUGGAGCUGCCUAGGACUAAGUUACAAUAUACACGUUUCUUGUUUGAAAUCUAUUCCUGGCUAAAGAAAACUUCUAAAAACACUUAAUAUUGCAGUUAUCUCAGAUCAAGGUAAAAUUGGUUUUGUUCUAAGCCAAGACUGUAAUCUCUAAAAUACAUUCAAUUGCUGCUAAGGAAUACUGUGUAUCUUGAAGGAGUUUGCCAAGUACCUCAUAGCUGCUUGCUCACUCUCCUCCCACCGCCUCCCAGUGGGAAGGAGAUUCAGGAAAAAAAAGGUAAACCUUGUGGGUUGAGAUAAAAACAGUUGAAUAAUUGAAACAACUAAAAUAUUAGUAAUAAUAACAACAAUAACAACAAUAACUGAGACUCGAGAGUAACAGAACCCAAGAGAAACAAGUGAUGCGCAGUAAAAUUGCUCACCACAUGCUGCCUGAUAACCUGCCUGUCCCUGAAUGUGUUUGGCCCCCUUACAGGUAACUUCCCCAGCUUUUAUAUACUGGACAUGAAAUUCUGAGGUAUGGGAUAUCCUUUUGUCCAGUUUAGGUCACCUCUCCUGGCCAUGCUCACUCUCAGCUUUUGUGCACCUCCUCACUGGUAGAGUAUGAGACACUGCGAAGUCCUCAGCUUAGGGUGAACGCUACUUAGCAACAACAAAUUGUAUCACACGAGUCAUGGUUUUGUUUACCAUUGCGAGUGUAAUUGGACCUUGAAUGUCUGUCUCCCACCUCUGAAGCAUGUGGUCUAACUCUCAGUUUAGGACUAAGCAGUAAUGUUGUAGCAGAGAUCCAGUGCCCAGGUUAUCUCUCCCUAUUAAAUUCAGGAAUCCAAAAGUGCAGAUAUCUUGGAACAAAUGCAGUCAAAAACAUCUGUUAUCUUUACUGCAAUGCCAAACAAACAAAAUAGUACUGUAACACUGAAGUGUAACUAGAUGAGCUGGUCCUCAUUUCCAUCAGAGAAAUUCCUGCAGCAUGUAGAUGUGGCUGUCCACAUAGUGCCAAGUAGUCAGGUGGUACAACUGAAUGAGGCUUCUUCAUUGUUCCCUGUUGUCAUUGUCUGUAUUGACACACUUGUAAUAUAAAGAAAUAGAUAAGGAUAAUUUUGUCCUUGCUAUUUCCUGAUAAUCUAUUGGUUCAAUAAACCCUGAGUCCCAGGUUCAAGUGGCUCCUCUGUUACACAGCAAGUUGAACUACUUUGCCCUUUAUUGCUAGGUAAUUAUCUGUUCUGUUGAGUUCUGAGGAAAUUCCUCAAAUCCUCAGACCAAACACCUUCUACAGGACCUAGUUAAGUAUUUCUUGCCUCAGCAGUGGCACGGUGGCUCUAUGCACUUUGUGUUUCUGAAUCUAGAUCAC
Prinia subflava (tawny-flanked prinia) is the source of this 8355-nucleotide messenger RNA. Its product is annotated as disintegrin and metalloproteinase domain-containing protein 20-like. The transcript has a single exon. Gene Ontology annotation, cellular component: sperm head plasma membrane; plasma membrane; external side of plasma membrane. NCBI's taxonomy places the organism in Eukaryota, Metazoa, Chordata, Aves, Passeriformes, Cisticolidae. The record is from RefSeq and is a predicted model, not a curated record. The coding region runs from base 1742 to 4165 and encodes 807 amino acids. Gene Ontology annotation, molecular function: metalloendopeptidase activity. Gene Ontology annotation, biological process: proteolysis; male gonad development.